Benincasa hispida (wax gourd) is the source of this 3381-nucleotide messenger RNA. The record is from RefSeq and is a predicted model, not a curated record. NCBI's taxonomy places the organism in Eukaryota, Viridiplantae, Streptophyta, Magnoliopsida, Cucurbitales, Cucurbitaceae.
UUAUAAAAGCAAGAUUUAAGCAAAGUUUCAAUUUUUUCUUUGAACCUUUUCAGGCAUCAGUUGGUUUUUCUUUGAACACAGUUCCUCAAAAAUCCCAAACACAGAAUCAAUCGUACGAAUGAGGGAAGAGGUAAUCAGCUCAGCUGGAACUGUUGAUCCAACUCCGGCCGCCAGCUCUGCUGGAGCCUCAUCACCUGCUGUUCCAACAAACAUUGGAAGUGUUGAUGGGUCAAUUCGUGGACUUGGUUCAAAAGCUGCGUCUUUAUCUUAUGUUGGUUCACAACCACCUCAGCCUUCCUUGAGCACUGGUGUUGGUGGUUCUGCUUUUGGCAUGUCGAGAUACUCUUGUAGACCAUGGGAAAGGGGAGAUUUAUUAAGGCGUUUGGCUACCUUUAAGCCUGGAAAUUGGUUUGGAAAACCUAAGGUAGUCAAUUCACUUGCAUGUGCACAGAGAGGAUGGAUGAAUGUCGAUGUUGAUAAAAUUGAAUGUGAAUCUUGUGGUGCCAGUUUGAGCUUUGAAUUACUACAGUCGUGGACUUCUGCCGAAGUUCAACUUGCUGAGUUUACAAAGCAGCUGGAUUCUGGGCACAAAGUCUCUUGUCCUUGGAGAGGAAAUAGCUGCCCUGAAAGUUUGGUGCAGUUCCCUCCAACGCCCCAGUCCGCUUUAGUCGGAGGAUUUAAGGAUAGAUGUGAUGGGCUUCUGCAGUUUCAAUCUUUGCCUUCUAUAGCUGCUUCUGCAAUUGAACAAAUGCGUAUUUGUCGAAGUGCACAACUUGAUCGCCUUUUGGCACAAUCCCUCAAUUUCACCAUGGGCGAGGUAGAUGUAAAACCAGAGGGUACACGUGAACUUCUUGACAGCUCUCAAGAUGGAGCAUUCUAUUUGUAUUCUCAAGCUCAGAAAAUUAUUAGCCUUUGUGGAUGGGAACCAAGAUGGCAUUUAGAUGUUCAAGACUGUGAAGAGCAUUCUGCGCAAUCAGCUCGAAAUGGAUGUUCUUUUGGUCCAACUGAGGCUCAGUUGCAUCUUUCUUAUGAUGCUGCUCGAAGCAAGAAAGCACUCUCUACUUCCAUAAAAAAAGACACUGGAAAGGGUAAAUUGCUGGUUAAGGACUCUAGAAGUGAAUUGAGGUCACCCAUACUAGAUUGUAGCAUAUGUGGUGCUACAGUUAGGAUAUUGGACUUUCUAACAAUUUCUCGACCGUCUCAUUUUGCACCUAACAACAUUGACAUUCCUUCUACAAGUAAGAAAAUGGGACUGACACGUGGAGUAAGUGCAGCUAGUGGAAUUAAUGGAUGGGUGACUGCUGAUGAUGCCGAUAAAGAACGUAUUGAAGACCGUGAUGAAGUAGCAACAACGAAUGAGGCAAGCUUAUUGCCAAACACGGAUGUCGAUUUGAAUCUGACAAUGGCAGGGGGCUUAAAUGUUUCUCAAUCAGAAAAGAAUACAACCACUGAACAUAUUCCCAAUGGGGAUCUGGGAAGGGAUCUAAUGAUUGGGCAACCUUCAGGCAGCGAGGUUGGUGAUCGUGCUGCUUCGUAUGAAUCAAGAGGUCCUAGCUCUCGCAAACGCAGCUUGGAUAAAGAUGGGAGUUCAAAUGACAGGGCACUAGUUAGGAUGCAUCAAGCCGAUAGUGUUGAAGGAACUGUUAUAGAUGAUGAAGUAACAGAUGAUAGACAAUAUUCAGCUGGACCUUCAAAACGUAUUCGUGAUUCUGAAUUUUUUGAUACUUUCUGUUCAUAUCAACGAGAUUCAGCAGGCGCUGGUCCAAGUCAUUCCAUGGGUUUAGACCUUUGCAUGGAUGGGGAAAAAUUAAAUUCAUUUCAGCAAGGAGGUGAUCAAUAUACCGGAAUUCAAUCAGCUAGGGAUUCAACCCGUGCGUCAUCUGUUAUUGCGAUGGACACAGUGUGCCAUAGUGCUGAUGAGGACUCUAUGGAAAGCGUUGAAAAUUAUCCUGGUGAUGUUGAUGAUGUUCAUUUCCCCUCUUCGAGUACACAUGGGAAUUUAGACAAUAAUGAAACAUCAGAAUUGAUUUUUAGCAAUCAAGCUCAGCAGAGCAUUUUUCUUCGACCGGCUUCUGAAGUUCCUGGCGAAAUGGGUGUCAGUAGUACAAACGAUGGUGAAGAAAUAUUCAAUGCUGAUACUGUCACUACUCAGGCUAGGGAUGUGUUUAGUUUUGGAAUAAGUGGUGGAAGCGUUGGAAUGUGCGCUAGUCAUGAGGCUGAAAUUCAUGGGGCUGAUGCAUCGGUUCAUAGGACAGAUAGUGUUGUUGGUGAUGUUGAACCCAGAAUAGAGGACGCCGAGAAUCAGGGACAAACUGGUGAAUCUGCCCCUGAUCCUGGGCUAAUGGAUGAGAUUGUUCCUGAGGACAUCAUCAGGGAAGAUCCUCAUGGUGAUAGCCAAGAGAUGUUUUCUCGGCCUGUAGAAAGAGCUGAUAGUGGAUCAAAAAUUGAUGGCUCUGCUAAAGAUGAUUCUGUUGAAAGUGGUGGAAAGACAAGUCAAAGUUGCAAGACAGUCCUAGUGAAUAGCAGUCACAAUGCUGAUACACGGCCUACUCAUGGCCAAAAUAAGAUUGAGGAUCCAAAUUCGGCGCCACAAAAAGGGGAAAGCAAUUAUGAAAUAGAGUUUGAUCCGAUAGUCCAUCACAAUCAAUUUUGCCCUUGGGUAAAUGGAAAUGUUGCUGCUGCUGGCAGUACGAGUAGUAGCUCCAAUGCAGAUGUAGUUGCUCUCAGUGGCUGGCAGCUGACGUUAGAUGCACUCGAUGCUCUGCAAUCCCUUGGGCGUACUGGAGUUCAGACAUUGCAAUCUGAGUCAGCAGCAUCUCUUUACAAGGAUGAUCAUCAUGGUAAAAAACUGCUGCGACAACACUCAGCAAGCAGAAGCCAAGGAAACCUUGAGACAUGAGCUUCCAAAUUGAAAGUAUUCACAAACCCGAAUUUGUCAUCUCCCGACUCUAUGAAAUAUCUGCUGAGUAUUAUAUUUCUUCUUGUCAGCACUCUGCUAGUUUUGCUGCUGAUGGAUGGGCCUCAAGUUUCAAGAACAAGAAAACCAGGCAAUUGUGGCCAUGAUUCUGAGUUUGAUCUCCAUCAUUUCUUUUUCCAGUCCUAAGUAAUAAUUUCUCAGCACCUGUUUGGUGCAAGUAUUAGUAACACUACUCAAAAGAUGGUUAUGCUUGUGUUCCAUUUGGAGAAUACUAGAGUAACUCUCUCUCUCUCUCUAAAAAUCUCUGUUUCUACACAAUUAUUGGUUUUGCAGUUUUUUUUCUUUUAGUAUUAGCAUCUCUCUGUUUAUGUCGACUGAUGUAACUGUAAACACUUUUCACUGUAAGGUCAUUGUCCAAAGUCAUGGAUUUCUUUUUCAAAUAUCAGUUUAUAACUUACUGGAAA